Messenger RNA from Chlamydomonas reinhardtii, 3639 nucleotides. RefSeq lists its product as uncharacterized. The transcript is spliced from 10 exons. The record is from RefSeq and is a predicted model, not a curated record. Bases 59 to 3505 code for a protein of 1148 amino acids. Lineage: Eukaryota; Viridiplantae; Chlorophyta; Chlorophyceae; Chlamydomonadales; Chlamydomonadaceae.
GAUCCAAAUGAGCGUAUUUCUGUCGUUCCUUGCCCGCUUGGUGUAGACUUAUAUAGUGAUGGGCUGCAUUUGCGGGAAGCUGCUCCCGCCAGCGGCGCCCCAGGACUUCGCAGAGCUGCAGCAUGCAAGCAAUACGAACGAAGAAGUCUAUGUCAUCGGGCCGGAUGCGCCGGACCCCGCCAGGCUUUGGAUUCCCGACCUCGUCUGGCGCUACGCCGCGUGCCUCCCGCCCAACGAGAUCCCCUGCACCUUGCGCCUGGUCAACAAGGCCACUGCCGCUCAGUUCUCAUCGCCGCGGCACACCAGCAUCCAGCCAAUACUGCCCGUGCCGCCACACUACUUCCGCCGGUGCUGGGGCGCGCCCGCCAUAGCCGCCGCGGCCACACUCGCUGUUGGCGCGGUGCCGACGCCGGAGCCGCAGCAACAGCACCUGGCGCAAGCACCAUUGGGGUCCACAGUCGUGGCUAGCGACGCGGAAGCAGUAAAGGCGGGGCACGCUUCGUCACAAGGCGGGGCGGCAGCAACGGAUGCAGCUACGACAGCGGGACAGAAGGCUACUGGGGCCGCAGCAGGGCUUGCUGCCGCAUCAACCCCACCAGCCGAGGCGGAUGCUGGCGUUCCGGGGAUGGUGGCGAUAGAGGAACCCGCAGGACCGGAGCCUUCCACCGCCCGCCAUGGAAAUAUAGCACCGAUACCGACGUCGCUGCCAGCACAGGCAGCAGUGGCUGCUGAUGCCCGCGGCGAUGACGCGGGCGCUGAUGACGGUGCGUCUUCCAGCGCCAGCGCCGCCGUCGCCGCCGCCGCAGGCGCACCUGCUGCACCUCCGCCGCAGGCGGCUUCUGCCGCUGCUGCCUUGCCGGCCCCGGCUCCAGCGCCGCUGCCGCUGCCGCCUGGCGCCUACCGCGGCUCCUGCGGCGGCGACCUGCUGUGGCUGAGCGGGCGGCAGCGGGUCCUGCUGCUGAGCGCAACCGCGGCCAGCGGGGUGGUGGAGAACCUGGAGGUGCUCCUGGACCCCCGCCUGUCCGCCUUCUUCCCCCGCACCACCGCCAGCCCCCUCAUGUUCGCCGCCGCCGCCGGCCGACCCGACAUUGUGGGGCUGCUGCGGCGGCACGGCCUCCCCUGGAGCCACUCCGUGCUGCAGGCGGCGGUGCGGACCGGCGACCUGGAGCUCGUCAGAAAGGCGAUCGCUGAGAAGUGCGCUUGGGGCCUGGGCACGCUCAGUGCCGCGGCGGCGUCUGGGCACAAGGACGUGUACGAGUUCGUGCUGGAGAAGCAGCGGCGGGUGGGGUGGAUGGACAAGCCCAAGUUCCUAAUGGGGCUUCUGGAGGACGUGGCGUACGGCUGCAGCCUGCAGCAGCUCAAGGACAUCCGGGCCAACCCGCCGCCCUUCGGAGUGGACUGGGAGUGGAUGCACGUGACCGCCUUCGCGGCCAGCAGCCCCACGCCCGACUGGCGGGAGAAGGUGGAGUGGCUGGAGGAGCAGGGCCACGACAAGAACGAGUGGGCGGCGCAGCGGGUGGUCAAGCUGUUCGGAGUGGACUGGCGGCGCGCCGGCGGCGGCGGCGGGCACUGGGCCUCGCCGCGCGGCGGCGCGGACGUCGUCAACCCGGAUGCAGGCUACUGGGGCAAUCCCAUCAGGGACGAUGCGAGGGUGGCGGCGGCUCGAAUCACAGCCGCCAAGGCCGCCGCCGCCGCCGCAGCAGCAGCAGCAGCAGCAGCAGCAGGAGCGGCUGGGCGCGAGCUACGUCAUCCCGGGCCGCGCAGGGCUUCGGCGGGCCCCCUGGCUGGCGCCGCCGGCGUCGUGGCUGGGGAAACGGACGCGGCAGCAGCGGCGCCGGCGACAGCAGCAAGGGCUGGCGACGGCGGCGGCGACGCCAUUGGGGCGCCGCAGAACGGCACGACGCCGUACGACGGGCAUGGCCCGUUCGACUAUGACUCCGAUGACGUUGACGAUGCUCCGCACGGGCCGGGCGGCGACGCGGCUGCUGCUGCGUCGUCCUCUGCCACGGCUGCAGCUGCUGUAGCGGCGGCGGCGGCCGCCGUACCGGGUGCGCAGGAGGCGAUCGAGCGGCUGACGUGGCUGCGGGAGCGCGGCUACCCCAUCCGCACGAGCGCGGUGAUGGAGGCGGCAGCGGCGGGUAAUGUGGCGGCCCUGCACUUCUUGCUGACCGUGUUCCGCCCCGGCCGCCGCCAAGGCCGUGACGGCAACAACCUCUUUGGCAAUGGGGGCGAGGAGGCACAGCAGCCGCCCAACCAAGGCGGUGGCGGUGGUGGUGGCGGUGGUGGUGCCGUAGACGGGCCCCAUAGCAAGUAUGCGGCUCAAAAAGAGCGCGAGGCGUUUCGAGAGGCGGCGCCGAGAGCAGCGAAGGCCGGCCACCUUGCAUGCCUCAAGCUGCUGCACGAGCACGGCUACCCGGUCGCUUCCGCCGCUGUGCUGGAGGCCGCGGUGCUCAGCGGCCGGCGGCGGGUCAUGGCCUGGGCACUGGAGCAGCUGCUGCCGCCACCAGGCGCCGCCCGCUGCAGCGCCGCUGGCGGAAGCGGCACGGCGCCCAACCAACCGCCGCCGGCGCCGCCGCCUGCCACUGAGCAGCUCCAGGCCGGGGUGCCCGCACUUGCUGAUGCUGCGGGCGGCGCCGGCGCCGCCGCCGCCGCCGCCGAGGGCGAGGGCGAAACGAACGCCAAUGUGGGUGCUGAUGAAGCACGGGAGUCGCCCACUGCACCAGCGGAGGCGGUGCCAGCCGCUGCCCAGCCGCCCUCCGGGCCCUCACUGACGCCGCCGCCACAUCCCCUUGAGGCGGCACUGGGUGGCAGGGCGCAGGCGGAGCACACAGGCGCCUCGCUGGCUGUCAAUGCAAUAGCGGCCGGCGGGGGCCAGGCGCUGAGCGUGUGGCUGCUGGACUGGCUGCACGCGCGGCGGCUGCUGGUGCUGGAUAAUCCAGCCGUGUUUGCCACCGCGGCGGCGUAUGCUGCGCGGCCGGCGCUGGAGUGGUGUGCGGCGCACGGCUGCAGCUGGGACGUCUCAGCUCUGAAGGAGGCGGCCCGUUCAGGCGGCGUCGCGGCGGCGAAGUGGUUGGUCGCACGCGGCUGCCCCGUCGGGGAGGACGGCGUGCCGUACAUACUGGCCGCCUCAGCACGCCACAUCACCAUGCUGCGCACGCUGCGGCAGCUGGGCGUGCCGUGGCGCCCGGACGGCAGCACGUUCAUGACCGCCGUGCGGAGCGUGGGGUACGAGGGCCGUCUGGGCGGACUGCCGCACGUCACAGUCGGGGUGUCUGGACUGCGGAUGCUGCGUGAUAUCGGCUGCCCGAUUGAUUGGGCCGCGCUGAAGAUCAUGCUGAAGGACAAGAGGCCGCCGCCGGCGUCGUUGUACGAGUGGCGAAAGGACGCGCUGUCCAGGUUCCUGAAUGAGCCGCAGAGCAAGGCGUGUCGGAAGAGGUGGAAGGCGGAGCGGCGCGCAGCGGGGGGCGGCGCCGAGGGCGGGAGCGGCAGUAAGGCGCGGCGGUGAGGGGGUGGAACCGUAAGAGGCAGGAACGGCCGCUAGAGGCAGGCGGGAGGGGGGGCCCGCUGUGAGGGGCCCGGUUAUAGGGCCCCACAAAGUUAUGGUACCCGAUGGUACUGUUUGUGUAAGAAUGGCUGAGA